AUGUCUGCACCAUACGAUCCCAACCAAGGGGUGGAUAUCCCCCUCAAGGCUACCCUCCUCCUGGCCAGGGCUACCCUCCCCCACAGCCUUACCAGCAAGCGCCACCACCUCAAGAAGAAAAGAGCCACGGCUGCUUCUACACAUGUAUCGCCACACUCUGCUGUUGUUGGGUCUGCGGAGAGACCUGCGAGUGUUGUCUUGAAUGCCUCGACUGCUGCUGUUAAUCAAUCACCUACCCAGCACUGCAUUUCCCCCUCGUCAAAGCGCUUGCGCAUAAUAAAGAAUGCAUGA
Messenger RNA from Fusarium venenatum, 291 nucleotides. The record is from RefSeq and is a predicted model, not a curated record. Lineage: Eukaryota; Fungi; Ascomycota; Sordariomycetes; Hypocreales; Nectriaceae.